Psilocybe cubensis is the source of this 5589-nucleotide messenger RNA. RefSeq lists its product as uncharacterized. The record is from RefSeq and is a predicted model, not a curated record. NCBI's taxonomy places the organism in Eukaryota, Fungi, Basidiomycota, Agaricomycetes, Agaricales, Agrocybaceae. Gene Ontology annotation, molecular function: DNA-binding transcription factor activity, RNA polymerase II-specific; zinc ion binding. Bases 1 to 5589 code for a protein of 1862 amino acids. Gene Ontology annotation, biological process: regulation of DNA-templated transcription. The transcript is spliced from 7 exons.
AUGGAGUCUCCAGUACCUCCAGCCCAGCCCAUCAAUCCUUCGUCCUCUACAGUCUCCCAGAAUGCACCCACAUCAUCAACGGGCCCUCAAAUCAGAUCCAGAAUCACUGUAGUAUGCGCUGAGUGCAAGCGUUUAAAGCUCAAAUGCGAUAGAAGGGCUCCCUGUGGUAGUUGUACGAAGCGCGACACGGUUGUGAGGUGUAUUUAUUCGCCUGCCGCAGCGGAGAAAGUGGACUUGCAUUCUUUGAAUAAUCGACUUAUUCAAGUUGAAGCCAUUCUACAAAUGAUUACCAACGGGCAGCAACCGCCUGCUUUUCAAUCCGCAUAUCCAAUUGCUGGUUCAUAUACGCCGGGCCCAAGUCUCAGCAGUACAACUGCUUCUAAUGCAGCAAGCAAUGUCACGCCUGCAUUUAGUGCAAAUUCAACGUCUGUAUCUCAACAACCGUCGUCGCAGCACCAACAUCACCACCACUACGCUGCGCCACCAUCUACGACUCACGACUCACGACUCAUGCUUUCCCCACAGGAUGUAUCUAGUAUCUGGCUAGAAGACCUUGAUCUAGGUAUUCCACGAAUUUCUUCCACCGCCACUACGAACACCUCAUCGGCUUCGGAUUCGCGGACGAAUCCUAGUCCACCAUUACAUACGCAUCAUACAAACAACACGCUAACGGGCUCAAAUGUGGGCAACUUGGGCUAUAUCAAAUUGGAACCCUCGACCGUCGAUGUCGACUUUUCUUAUCCGCAGUCUAGCGACAGUAACCCCAACAUCAAUAAUAAUAGUGGUUUUGGGCGCUCGAUUGUCAUAGACAUUGAUUCGAAUGCUACCUCCCACAUUCAAUCUCGGUCCUCUACUCCUCCACUUGCCCAAAGGGCAAAUGUCGCCCACUUUCCGCAAUACCACCAGCCGCAGAACCAUGCCCGUGCCGGACCGUCCGGUUCAAAUACUACUUCUUCCUCAUUGUGCUCGUCGUCAGCUGCUGUUGCUGCACAUGCACAGCUACUCUUACCAGCACUGAGCAUCUACUACCCGGUACCAUCUAUACCACCUCCAGGCUCUUCUCCCUCUUCAUCCGCCGCGUUCCCGUUCCAACAGCCCGCGCAUACGUCACCGACAAACCAUUUCACAUCCUCCACCCCAAGCGCCGUCUCAAUUUCAAAUCAUACGGCUAGUUCCGCAACGACCGCGAACGCGUCAAAUUCAUCCGCAACCGCGUCGGUCAAUGGUUAUAUCUUCCCACCCACCCACAACACCCAACCUCAAAAUUCACACAGCAUUGCGCUUACGAACCCGCACUCGAAUCCCUCUCCCGUGCCCUCGUCACAAGCCCCAAGUACCAAGCCCCAAGUAACUCCGGCCCUACUCGCUCUUCUGCCGCCUCUAGAACAAUGCAAAUCUCUUCUCGACCGCGCAGGCGAAGUUUUCAAAGUGCGGCCUCUGCCGCUGCCGCUUCCACUUAGCUCCGAUUUAGAUCUGGACGGUGUUGACGAUGGACCGGAUAUAAACAUGGAUGCAUCGCGAAUCGGGAUGGAUGAGGCUGGAGCCUGGGACUGGGGUGGGAGGGGUGGAGAGAACCAGUGGACCGGCGACGAAGACGGGGACGAUGGUGGUGGUGGCGGUGCUAUGGCUGGAAGGCGCAAGGUUAAACAGCGAGAAAACAGCCGGCAAAUUCGAAGAGGUGGAACUGCAACUCAUGGCCUGCACUCUCCAGCAAAGGCCAUUGUGACCAGCUGGAAGGCGUUCGAAAAUCGAUGUAUCACUCUCCUCAGCGGACCCAGCUCUGGGCCGGCCUACCAAGCGCGAGUGAAACGUCGGCAGGAGAGGGAGCGUGAAAGAGAACGAGAGCGCGAGAGAGAAAGGAAGGAGCGCGAAAAGAAGGAGAAGGCAAAAGAGGCGCGGCGGGCGCGGCAAAUAUAUUUCGGGGGAAUUGUCGGACUGCAAGCUGGAGCCAACUCAACGUCGUCCUCGCAUGUGCAGGAUGCUGAGAUGGAAGAACUGAGCUCCAGUGGUACGAAUCGGGAUAAGGACGCCCCGUUGCAUCCCUCAUCGUCAUCGAUGGCCGCAGCAGAGGAAUCGGGUGACGAGGAGUCGUUGACCUUCUUUUCGACCAUGUGUGCUGUGCUCGCCAUUGGGGCAUUAGCGUCCACUUCAUCCUCAUCUUCCUCUAUAUCGUCGAGCUCCAGCUCGAACUUCGGAAGAAACUCCAGUCCAACGACAUCUGUCGCAACAGACAGCGCAGCAUUCUUCUACGCUCUCUCUCAGCAGGCCUUGACCGUCUGGGAAACUCAUCUUUCUUCCCCUUUGCCUUCGGACACCAAUAGGGAAGCAUUGGAUGCUUCUACGGAAAAGUCGGACGAGGUAGAGAAGGAACGAAUGCAAUCCGUUCUGGCCUGCAUUGUAGGCGUUGAAUACUUGCAGCUGCUAUCGUCCGCUUCCGUCUCCGGCAGGGGUAUUGGUAAAGAGGAUACGAGAGCGGAUGAUGGCGGGGCUGUUCAUGGUUUGGUCGGUAAAGCGAUCAAGGCAGCCCGUGCUAUUGGACUCGAAACGGAAAAAUUUUCCACCUCCAGCCUCAUUCGUAGGGUCGGGAAUUCUACGAGCAACACUCUGGGAACUAUCAGCUUGGGGCAUAACGUUUCAGGGCCAGGUAUUGGAAAGCGAAGAAAAGAAAAGGACGUCGUUGGGGCUGAGAGAGAGAAGACAAAAGAUUUCGAAGAGCGAGAACGGUCUGAAAGGAAAACUACCAGGGAGGAAUGGAGGAGGAUGUUACUCUGCCACGUUACCUUAUUGGACCUGUUUACAUCAGACGCUUCGGGUAUGCAACCACAUACGACAUCUUCCAAGGGUGCUUCUGCAAAGCUUCCUUUUUCUGGAUCUUUAUCUCUAGAUUCGAGUUCCGUUCUCCCGAACGUCCUCCACAUACACCACAAUGACGGCGAACAUGAGGAUAUCGAUGAAUUCACCAGUAGCAACCCGACUCAGCGGCCUCAUUGUCAUUCAACACAAUUCAGUGAUUCCGAUACUUCAGGUACAGAACAAUCUUACCUUGAUGCUCGCUACAGGCUGGCCCACAUCGCUCAGUCAAUCAAGGCACGAAUUAUGAGCCCUGAUUGCUGUUGUGGAUAUACGCUCGACCAAGCAACGUCGCUUCAGGACGACAUCAGGAGAUGGCAAUCGGGGUUGCCCCUAACUUUCAGACUUUCUUUUUCUUCUGCCUCGGAGGUUCCUGGAUCUCAGUCGAAUAUCCCGGCUCUUGGGGACGAAGAAAGACACAAACUCGUUCUCAAAAUGCAGAGUUGCGAACUGUCCAUAAUGGCCAACAUGCUUCUCAUAAAAGUUUUCACGCCCUUUCUCCGGAACGCGUCAACGUCAGCUGUCGCUGCCCAGUCUCCUCCACCAUCAACAACGACCACAACUACAUCACCUAGCGGGAUCUCAGUGGCGUAUCAAACCACAAUGCACGCGGGACAGUGCAUCGUACGCGCUGCAAACAUACUUCAAGAUCUUCGGACAAAGCUUCCAGGAAUCACGGAGGGGCACUCGAUCGCCAUCCCGAAUGCAAACACUAUCGCAAACUCGGGCACCAGCUCUCACUCCUCGACUGCAUUAGAAAUCUUGCCUGCCAUGUUCGACUUUUACCCUUUGGAAAAAGUUGUGUUUGAUGCUGUCGUCAUUUGCGCACACGCCGCUCUCGUUGCGGGUCAGGGCAAUUCGAAACGUUCGUCAUUGUCAGCUUUGGCUUUCUCUGUCGAUGGCGCACAAGGGGUGAUGGAGGACGUGAGUGUGGGGCUCAAUAUGUUAUCUGACAUGUGCGCUGGACCUGGACGCGGAGUUGGAGAGGCCCAGAAAAAGGUUAUCGGGGCCCUAUACCGGCGUCUUUCGUUGCACAGUGAUGGGACGGGGGGUCUGAACUUGCUCAAAAGGAAACACGGUGAAAUGGAAUUGGGAAACGCUUUUGCAGGUAAGUUUGCACCGGUGAUCAACUGUAUGCUGCAUACCAAAAAUCGACGAGUAGAUGCACCGCAUAAUUAUUCGACAAUGGCAAACGGAGUUGGCGGUGGCAACACCUCCCUAUCUGAUUUGGACUUCGGCCACAAUCAAAACGGUCGUCAAACUAGCAUGCAUUUCCAGCAACCUCUUGCCAAUAGUAUUGUGCUCGAUUCCCCUGGAGGAUCCUCGUCUACAACACACGUGACCUCUGUCCCGUUAAGCUCUGGACAGGCAAAUGCGCUCGCAAGCUUCCCACAAGACCAUCCGCUUCAUAACGAGCAGUCAAAGACUGAUCUUGCUUUGUCCGUGACGGCGGCCAGGCUGUCUGCAGCGGCAGCAAGGAGUGCAGAAAAAGAAUCUGGGCAGGACAAGGAAAGGGACAGGAAACAGUCAAAGAAAACACAUCCAACGGUAGGCAUCCGCGUCAGGGCUGGCAAAGAUAUACAAGCCCCUUCCCCGUCUCGAUCAAGAGGCCAGUCUGUCUCGGGUCCUCUCAUGACAUCGAUACCUCGCCCUCUGCCUUCUUCAAACGGCCCUACUGCGGAGGCGGUCUUAGCGUUCCAACAGAAGCAAAAGAUGCAGGUCAUCGAAAAUGUAGACGAUAUGCAGAGAUCCAGACCAGAAUCCUUUGGUGAUCAAAUACCACGGCCCAAUGACCAACCGCAUAGACGACGACUUGGAUCUGACCCAGACUAUCCCUUGCCAUUCGGUCAACCCUCAAACGACUCAAUACAGAGGAAGCUUUUCGGGGUUCACGAACACGACCCAGUUCAGCAACAGCAACUUUCGCCGACUCAAGUUCCCUUCACUCCUCGAAUUGUUGAUCAGGCUCACACAAUGUAUGACCAGACGCAUAACCAGGCCCCCUUCGAUGCCGGUCCUUCUUCGUCUGACGCUAUGGCAUACAACAACUCGGUUUCAAGUCCGUUUUCGAACUCUGCUGGGCCACCAUCGUCUUCUGGAUCUCCAUUCGCCACAGCCAGCGCCGCUAGCUCUGGACACCCUCCGACUCCCACGUUCAAUGGGCACCAUCCAACUCCUCCUGUUUUCGGACCCCAACCAUCAGUUCCUCAGGGUGUGAACAGCAGUCCAACAGCUUACUUCCAUUCCACGAAUACCUUUGGCAACGAGUCGUAUAGUAGUCCAUCUUCGUCAUCGCAACAUCAUCAGCCCACGCAGACGAUGUCUCUCAUGGAUAUGGGCAUGGACCAAAAUAUGGUUCCUGUAUCUGAUAACGCCGUGUACGACAAACCCCAGCAUCAGCAGCAGCAGCAAGAAAGUUUGUACGAUGUGAAGCCCAUCGCAAUGGGAGGAAAUCACGCACUGCAACAUAUGCAUGUACAACAACAGCAACAACAGACCCAGCAACAACAUCGACCACAGCAUCACCAGCCACAUAUGUCUAUGGAACCUACGCCCCACCCGUAUGGUGAGGAUAUGGACACCGCUAGACCUGGUCAGCAGCUUUCUAUCGACAUGGCUCUCUCCGCUGCAUGGCAUCCUCAGCAGCAGCAGCAACAACAACAACAAUCACGACCUCAGACCGUUCAAGGUCCUCCGACGUACUGGAGUAAUGAAUCCGAAUACAGAUUCUAUACAUGA